AUGAAAGGAGGAAGCUUCUAUAAUUAAUAAGAGGGAACAUAAACCCUUUAUGAGUAAAUGAUUUAGAAGCACAAAAUAGAUCAGGAAUAGAAUGAUUGUAGUUGCAACUGCCAUUCGAAAGCUCGUUAAGCAAAAAUCUAAGAGCGUAUUAUACAUUUUAAGAAGGGGAUCAUUUAAUCUGUUCUAAGUUAAAACAAUUACAAAAAUGUCAUAGUUUCGUGGGAUCUUGCAGUUUAAAUUUUAUAAAUGCUUAAGUAGGUUACUUACAGAAAAUGGAUUUAUUUAAUGUAUUUAAUCGUUAUGCUAUUUCUGUUAUAUAGGCCUUAAUGCAGUUCUUACACUUUCUUUUCGAUUUUUGUACCUUAUAUUAUAUCAGUAUUCAUUCAUGUAUGGAAGGUCAUCUAUACUGCCAGACAAUACUCGCAGCACGAUGAUCUCUAUAAUAAUUAAAAGAUAGAUAAACUAAAUAAUAAAGAUCAUAAUAAAACGAUACAGCCUAAAAGUAUUCAGUGGAAAAAUAUUGAACUUGGUGAUAUUAUUAAAGUAGAAGCAGGACAAAGAGCUCCAGCUGAUUUGAUAAUUUUAGAUUCAUAUGAGAAAAGUUUCUUUAUAGAUUCAGACUUCCUUGAUGGAAAAUCAAUCCCCUAAAUGAAGCUUUCUCUAAAAUUAACUCAAGUUAGCAAAUAAAUUUAGGAGUAAAAGGAAAAAUUUUAGAACUUUAGAAGAAAUUUAGUAGGAAAAAUUUAAUAUAAAGUAAAUCAAGGAGAAUAGGGUUAUUAUUCAGGUAGUUUGAAAUUAAAAAGUGAUCCUACAAGUGAAAAUAUAACUUCUGAAAAUAUUCUUUAUAAAAACACAGUUCUUCAUAACACAAAAUGGAUUUAUGGAAUGGUUAUUGGAACAGGGUGUGAUUGUUAAAUGGAUAAAUGGAAAAAGAAAAUUAUUUAUAAAAUUAGUGCUAUGGAUGAGAUGAUAGAAAAAUUUUCAGGAAUACUAAUUGUGCUAUUUACUUUACUUUCAAUUCUAUUUAGAAUUUUAAUAUAAGGAAGCAAUUAUCAUAGCUUUUCUUAUCUUAAUGAUCCCACAAGUCCUUAAGUCAGAACUGAUAUCCGUAGCUUUUGGAUUAUGUUUAUUGUAGAAUCUCUACCUAUCUAUAUUUUUUCUGUUUCUGAUAUAGUUUAAAUUAUAGAAGCCAUUAAAUUAUAAAAAAAAUAUUAAAAUAAAAUUUAAAUAAAAAAUGUUGAUGCUUUAGAAAACAUUUCUUUUGUCGAUUGGUGCUUUUUCGAUAAAACUCAGACUCUCACAUAAAAUAACUUUGAAAUUGAAGGUUUUAUCAUUGAUCAGCAAUACUUUACAGCAUAAAAUAUCAAAGCUAAAAGAAUGAAAUCUAUUUAAAAAGAGCAAAGCGAAGGGGACAAUGCUUAAAGUAAGAAAUUAAGAACUGAUAGUUAAAAUUUAAAUUAAAUAAAAACAAACUAUAAAUAAAACAAUAAUAACUACUCUCCUUAAUAUGAGCAACAAAAUUAAGGGUAAUUAAAUCUGAAUUUUAAAAAUAAAGUAAAUUAAGUUUAAGUCAACAUUACAGAUAUAACAUCCGAUUAGGAAGAAGAAAGCAAAAAUGAUAAAAAAGAAGAAGAAAAUUAAGAAAAUAAUAUAGACUAAUAAUAACAAUAAUAUAAUUUAAAUGAUUAUUAAAUUCCUGAAGAAAAACUUAAAUAGUAUAGGAUGUAAAUAGAAAAAAUAGAUGAGGCUGGAGAAAGUAUUUUGGCUAACUCUUCACAAGUAGAUUCACAAGAUAGAAAUUAGGCAAAAUUCAGACGUUAAAAUUCUUUAUAAUUAAAACAAUCUUAAUACAAUAAUAGCUAAAUUAUAAAACCUCAUAAAUUAAGAAUUUUUAAUGAAAAUGGUUUCAAUUUGGGUUCUGAUGUUAGUAUACCUUAAUCAGAAGUGAAAAAUGAUACUGAACAAUUUAAAUCUUAAAGCGAGCAGCAAUCUAAAGAUCCCUCUCCUCCACUAAAAUAAAAGAAUAAUCAAAAAUAUAAUAACAGUUUUAACAAUUCUUUAUAAAGCCAGCAAGAUUCAAAUACUAAAGCUGACAAAGAUUAAACAGAUCAAAUCGGUUAUGAACAUUAAGAAACAAAUAGAGAGUUAGUAUUGCACCAUGAUUUUAUCUCUCCUCAAAUUACUUCAAGAGAAAACUAGAUUCUUUAGAAAUCUAGUAAAGAAGGAGGAAGCUUAGGUACAGAAGGAAAUUCUGAUACUGAGUCACAGAGUCCUUUAGAUAGUCCUUAAAAGAGGAGAUAACGUUAAAAUAUGCAGAGCCAUUAGGAUGAAUAUGAUGAUAUUCCAUAAGAAGGUUUAAGAAGUAUUAGUAUUAAAUCUUUUCAGCUCCAUUAUGAAGGAGGAGUUAGUAUCCCAAAUAUAGAAUCGGAGAGAACAAAUACCAAUCUUAUAACAAAUUCUAAAUUAUAUCUAAAUCCAUCACUUAUCUAAAAAACAGAAGAAGAUUAGCUCAAUACACCCAGUAACUUUGAUAUCAGAAUGGGUUCACCCAGUUUUUAAGCUCUCACUUCAGCCAAGGCAUUUUCUAAGCACUAAAGAAAAUUCGAAUUCUUCGAUCAAAACAAUUCACACUAAAUUUCAACUGAUCAUGAUUAAAUUCUGAUAAGCAAUUUGAACAAAUAAUAUAGUAAAGUAAGCGAAGAAGAGGAAGUCAAAGAAGAAACACCAUAAAAUAAAAUUAGCAUGGAUUAAUGGGGCAUGCAAAUUAACAACAUGUAAAUAAAUAAUAAAAGCUAAGAUGAUAUAUCACAAGAAUUUCCAACAUCAGAAAUCGAAUAAAAUUAAAAUUAGAUCUCAAAUGCAAAUUAAUUAAAUGAGGAUAUUAUCUAUGAAAAGAAAGACUUGUAAUUAAAUUAAUUAGACAAAGGGUUAAAUUAAAAUUAAAAUGGGAACUAAAACUCAAAAAACGAAUAGCUAUAAUAAAUUGAAGAAGUUGAACCAAAAAUUGGAUUAACCUGUGUAAGAUUGGAUUAAUUAAAAUAAGGUUAAGGAGAUAUAAAUGCAUUAGAAAGUUCAGAAUUUUAAUCUGAUCAAAUAAAAGAAGACUAUAAUGAAAAUGAAGAAGCUGCUGAAAAUUCUCCAAUAAAAUUUUCUAAUUCUAAAUCUUCCUCUUCUAAUCAAAAAAGUGGUCAUCAAUCUCCCCACAGACUUAGUAAAUUUGCUUAAUCUUCUUUUGAUGAAGAGAGUAUAAAAAAAAAUGAAAAAGAUAUACCAUAACUUGAUACACCUCCUAAAUUAUUUUAAGGCAAUUCAAUUUAAUACAACGAAUAAAAAACAAUGCAAUUUGGAUAAGAUUCUAACUUUUUUGAAGCAGCACAAACUGAUGGUUAAAAAUAAGAUUCUAGUUAACCAUCUGAAAAGAAAAAAGAAUUAUCAAAUACUGAAAUAGAUUAGUUUUUUAUAUAAAAUUUUGAUGCUAUUAAAGCAAAAGCAGAUCAGCUUCAAAAAAAGCAUCCUUUUUAAUCUUUUGGUACCUACAGUUUUUAAAAAUUAGGAUCUGGUAUACAAAGCUAGAAUGGUACUGGUACUUUAGACAAUAUUUCACAGCCUAACUCUCCAUCUCCUAUUAAUCACAACAUUUUAAAAUAAAAUUUGACCCCUGAAGAGGUGCUAAUUUAGCAAGAAAGAAAAUUAAAAGAAAAGCUUUUUGCAAUUCAAAUAGCAAAUUCUUAUAAUUAGUUUGAGUAAAACUCUUUAGGAAAUAUUCAAACUCCUCAGCUGCCUUAGCAUAAUGAUGGUUAGAAUUUAUUCAGAUUUAACAGUAGAGAAAAAGACUCUCCUAUUCCUUAAUAGCUUAUGAAAAUAAAUUAAUUUUAAUCUUAAAACUCACUAAACAACAACAAUAACACUCUUAAUUUAGAACAUACUUCUAGCAAAUAUAUAACAUUAAAGAGCAAUGAGAUUCCAAAUCCUUCAAAUAAAGAUAUUAAAGGGAGUACUGCAAAUGUUAUCAAUUAUUAAAAAGAAGACAUCAAUUAAUUAAUUAAUCAUCAAGUCAAAUUUAGCUCUUAACUUUUGAUGAAUCUUUUAGAUUCUGACUUUGAAUCUCAAGAUGUGUUGGUAGAAGAUUUCUAGAUAGUCGAGAAAGAAACAUUAGAGCAAAAAUAAAUGAAAAAAUAUGAUAGCUUUAUCAAAGCUGUUAUGCUUUGUCGUCAAUGGAAGCUAAAAAUGUUACCGAAUUCAGAGUUUUACACUAUUGAAUUUCUUAAACCUGAAGAUGAGAGCAUAUCUAGAUUUUUCAGAAAUCUUAAGGUUACCCUAUAAGUUGGAACUAAGAGAGAGUUAGAAGGUAAAUGCUAUUUUCAUUUACCAAAUUUAAACAACAGCAACAAACUUCAAAUCAUUGUAUAAAAUUACCCAUCACCUAAAAAACCAAAUACUGUUUUCGCAAUCGUCCAAGAUCAUUUUAUGGGCACCUAUCACCUAUAUGUUAGGAGUGAUGCUUCUUUGCUAGAUAAAAUGAAGCUUAACACCCAACAGAAGCAAAUCUUAAGGCAGUACUUUGAAACAAAAAUGGAUCAUGGGCAAAGAGUCCAAUUGUAUGCUUAGAGAGCACUUUUAGGCAAAGAUGUGUAAAGUUUCUUAGUGAAAUACCAUCAAAUAAAAUCUGCUCACUUUGAAGACUAAACACGAUAAUAUGAUGAUCUUUUUGGAGAGAUUGAAUAUGAUCUAGAAUAUUUAGGAGUUCUUUUUAUCUCAAAUGAUUUAAAUAAAGGUGUAGUAAAUUAUGUUAAUUAACUUGAUAACUUACUUGUUAAAAUGGCAAUUUUAAGUGGAGACUCUCAUGAAUAUGUCAUGCAGACUGCUAAGUCAUCCACAAUUUUGGAAGAUGAUAUGGAAAAUAUUAAAAUUGAGGGAGAAAAUCAUAAUGACAUCGAAUCAAGUAUAAAGUAGCAUAUUUCGUAAAUUAAAAAGUAAAUGUUUUCAUCUGGUAAAAUUAAUGAGCAAGAAUUUGAAUUACCUGAAAAUUACAUGACAAAGUCAGAAUUUAAUCCUAAUAAAUCUGAUAAUGAGAAUUAGCUUGGAUAAACCAACAAAAAUAAAUUAAAUUAAAAACCAUCAAGAAGAUAUUCUAAGAAAGUGACUAAAGCUCAGUAUUACAACUAACUUUAAAACGCUUUAGAUUAAUUGUAAAAAAGAGUUGUUAUAAUUAAAGGUAGUUAGCUAAAAAUAAUUUCAUCAAAUCCUACUUUGGAGGCUCAUUUUUUUUUCCUGAUUGCUAACUCAGACAGGAUAAUAGGUACUGAGCUAACUUCUAUUUAAAAAGGAUAUUUUGUUGAGAUCAUAAAAUAUAUUGACUCCAAUUCUAAAAUCAUGUCAAUAGGAGAUGGCUACAAUGAUUGUUUAAUGAUGUAAAUUAGCGAUGUUUCUAUUGAGGUUUCUAAUACGAAUUCUUUUUUGCUUCAACAGAAGUAAAACCAAUAACAAGCAUUUGAGUAAAAGAAUUAAUAAUAAUAAAUGAAAAAAACUUAAGAUAAAAUGUAAGUUAGUGCAAAAAAAAAUAUACAAAGUAGCAAAAGCAUUAAGAAAAGUGAUACUCUAGAAAAAAAAUACAAAUUAAUUGCAGAAAAUAAUGAUGUUAAAGCAAGAAUUAGCAAUAACACAGGAGAUAUUUUCUUUAUAUUACCAGACUUUAGCCUGAUUCAGCAAUUCCUUUUUAGAGAAAAUCACAAUUUGGCAAGAAAGAAAUUUUUUAUAAUUUUUGAAGCUUUUUAUCUGUCAUUGAUGUACACAAUACUAAACUUUUGCUUGAAUGUAGAUAGCCUCUCUUCAUCUACUCUUUUUAAUUCUGUUGAUUAUGUUGUAUUUUAUCUCUUCUUUUUUGGUUUCAAGCUGGCUUUUUUUAGUAGUCAAUACAAUAAUACUUUAAUAUCAUUGCUUAAUGAAAGAUAUGCACCAUUUAUAUUCAAUUUUAAUAUAAGUUUUUUUGAGAGAGUAUAAUCAUUUAUCACUUUCUUCUUGGUUAGUAUUUUUCCUGCAAUGAUUGAUUCGAUAUUAAUUCUUCUUGUUUCAACAUUAUUAAAAAAUAUAAACCAGUCUAUGGAUUUGCUUAGGGCUUAUAUUAUACUUAAUUUAAUUAUAGUCAAUACAGUUCGUCUACAUAAUAAUUAUGAAUGCGAAAACUAUUAAGAAAACCAAUAAAUAUAUGUUAAAUAAAAUAGUAAAGUAAGCUCAAAAAGUGCUCCAACAAUGGGUUAAAUGAAAAAUCAGAAAGAAAAAACUACAUCCUUAGAAGAAAUUAUUUAGGGUAAGAAAGAUAAUACAAACUAAUAAGCAAUAAUAAGAAGAGUAAAAGAAAUUCUUCUUUCUAAAUUUCUCUGGAUCUUAGUAUUUGAUCUAGUGAUUUACUUUGCAUAUUUUGGAAUUAAUUAUCAAUAUGCAAAGUAGCAGUCUAGUUCAAGCUAAUAAGCCUUUGAUAUUAAAGAAUUGUUACAAUAUAGUGAUUGCUAUAUGGGGAUAUUUGUAGUAACCUGCUUUUCAAAGAUUUUUAAUUACUUUUAUAUUAACUUCAUCAAGAAAAAAUAUAUUGACAAAGAAAUUGCAGAGCUGAAAGAGUUUAUAACAGAAAGCUAAUAAAUUAAUUGGAGAGACGUCUAUCAUCGUGCUCAGAGCUUGAUUACUUUCUAUAAAAAACCUAUUGAAAGUAUUAUCAAAAAGAUUUUUGCUAAGGUUAAAAUGGACAUAAAUGUUGAAUAAAUUUUGAGUCCAGACGAUUAUCAUCAGCAACUUGAACAAGAAGAAUAUAAUAAAUAUACUCUAUAGUUCAUAUCUAAAAAGCUAAUGGCUUAAUUUAAUAAUUUGAUGAAGCCAAAUAAGAUAAAUUAAGCAAGGACAAUUUUGAUAGCUCUUAUAAUUUUAAACAUCAUUUUAAUUAUUUUCACAAGCAUAUUUAAUGAGUAACUUGAUUAAGUAGUAGUACAUUCCAAAUUUACUAAUCUCUAAUCAUUGUUGAUGCUUAUAGCUUUCACUGGAUUAUUACUAAUUUUCGCAAUAUGUUUCUACACAAAUUUUGGGAAAGAGAAGUUUGAAUAUUUAGUCAUUUCAGUGCUUAUCUAUUUUAGCUUGUAUCAAGUAAUUUAUCCGUGGGCUCUAGAAUAAAUAUUAUCAUUAAAACAGUUAAUUAUCUUCUUGGUAAUAUCUUAUCUACCUAUUCCAAUCCACUUUAUAAUUAUACAUCAUUUUCUUCUUAUGAUAAAUUAAGUUGCAUGGUUUAUAUACUAUUAAUAAUGUGAAGGUGAAAACUGUCUUCUAAAACCUGUAGAUGAUUUUAAUGAAUAAUUUUCUAAUUAUAGCGCAUAUUUGUUCAUCAACUUAAUUUCAUUUUAUAUCCAUGUUGCUUUGAAUGGCUCUUUAGGAUAAUAUUUCUUUAUAUAAAAUCAAAAUAUCCACUACUUACAAAUCAGAAGGCUUAAAGAAGAAAAGAGUCAAUCUUCAGAUGUCUUAGGUCUUUUGCUUCCUGAAUUUGUAAAAGAUGAAGUAAAUUAGUGUUAAGGAGAAUAUCUUAUUGAAAAGUCUUCUGAUAAUGUAUUGAUUCUUUUCUGUGAUAUUUACCAAUUUGAUAAAGUGCUUUCAGAAGAAGGAGAAAGAAUCACUGAAUUACUUGAUAGUCUUUUUAGAUAAUUUGAUAAUUUAUGUAAGUAAGAAGGAAUUCAAAAAAUAGAAACAGUCGGAAAAACUUAUAUGGCUUGUGGAGGUUUGAAAGAUAUAGAAAAGAGACUUCCAAAGGAAAUCCUGAAAUAUGAUGUAGGUGAAAGAAUUAUAAACCUUGCUAUUCAAAUGAUUAUUAGAGCUAGUUAAGUAACUUGGGGAGAAAAUGAUUAGCACUAAGGAAUUGCAUUGAAAAUCGGUAUUAAUAGCGGGCCUGUGAUAGCUGGCGUCAUUGGUCUCCAUAAACCUUAAUUUUCUCUCAUAGGUGAUACAGUAAAUACUACAUCUAGAAUAUGUGCAAAUUGUAAAGAAGGAUAAAUAAGCAUUUCAUAAAAAGUUUAUGAAAGAGUUAAAGGAAUCAAGCCAGAAUGGUCAUUCAAAUAACACUAAUUUGAUGCUAAAGGGAAAGGAAUUUUAAUUUGCUACUACAUAAAUAUAAGGGAUGAGAGUGCUCUUAUUUAGCCUAUGAGUGCUGCAAAUAGAUUAAGUACUAUGUAAGUAAGUAGAACUCCUCUUAUAAUGCUAAAAAGCAUUAAUAACUAAGAGAAGUUUAUUUAAGGCUUGUAAGGUGGAAAAAUAAAUUCAAUAAAUAAUUACUCUAUCUAAUAAAACAUGGGCUACUCCUCAAAUAGUUUGCAGAACUCUCAAAAUACAGCAAAGCAAGUCAAGCUCAAAGACGUUUACUAAAACGAUAAAAUGAUGAAUAGGAAAAACUAAAAUAAAAAGAAGACAGUGUAUUACAACGAUUUAAUGGAUUAAGAAUUGAGUCCUAGCAACAAAUCAAAUAUGCAGCAAAGUGAAUUUAAUGGAAAUAUUCAAUCACCUUCAUUAGUAAGCCCUAUUCAAAAGCAGGAGAACACUUCUAUGGAUGAUAGUAUCAAAAAGUACCACCGUAAUGAUUUUAUUAAAGAAAUAUAAGAAAGUAAGCCUCCAGUUGGUAACUCAAUUCAGCCUAAAACUGUCAUCUUUACUUCAGUAGACACUCCAAUAAAACCAUUCUAAAGGAAAAUAGUUUCUGAAUUAACUACAAAGCAUCCUUAAAAUUAAAAUGAAGAAAAAUCUUCAAAUGGAAUUUAGGAAACACCUUCAAAGCUAAACUCUCAUAAACCAAUUGUUUUAGCCUCCAAUAACUAACUUGGCCAAUCAUAGAAUAUACAGUAGUAGCAAUAAAUAACUUCGAAAUUAGUAUAAACUAAUCCUGAUCAAGAAGAUUCAGAUGAUGAUGAUUGUGACGAUGAUAGAUUUCAUGACAUUAACACUAGCAGAUCUUAUAUAUUCAAUUAAAAAUCACAAGGUUCUUUUGGAAACAGCAUUGUUGUAAAUAGAUUCUUGCAAUAUGACUACUAAGGAGAUCGCUAGGUUUAUUAAGAUUAUGAAGAUUAAACACUUUUUUCUUAUUGGACUCCUUUUAAAACUUUAAUUAUUUCAACAAUAUUUGUUAAUUUUCUCCAUACAAUUUUGAAAUUAUCUAGUGGAAAUAAUUCAUCCACGAAUGCUGUUUGGUUCGCUUUUGACUUUUCUUGCUAGGCAGGGUUUUUACUUUUCUUAUUUAUGCGUGAUUAUUUAGUGGCUAAAAAGAAAAUGAGACAUGUAUUUUUAGUGUUUAUAAACUUAAGCUUUUUGGCUAUAGUAGGUGAUUCCUCUCUUCAAAAUUAAGAAUCCAUGCUUAUCCAUUUCAGCAUAAUGCGUUUAACAUGCAAUUUUUAUUUGAUGAAUCAUUCUUAUUGUUUAUUCUUUAUCGAGUAAUUUUUGUUAUCCCUUCUUUGGAUGGCUAUUUACAUUUUCUGGGUUUUAGUUCCUUAUUAAUGUUUCUCUAUUUAAUACCUCUACCUCUUAGUAUGUCCCAUAUUCUUUUUACUCUAUCAAAGAUACCACUUUGUGAAAACUUAAAUAGCAUACUAUAACAAAAUAUCUAUUGCAAUUGAAUAAAAUACUAAGUAGCUUAAAUUACUAGUUUACUUGCUUCCUCCUCAUAUUCUAGAUAAAUUCUUCAAAGAUACUACAAAAAGAAGUGAAUUAACUCACAGAUUGAAAAACAUACCAAUAUUAGUGGCUGAUAUAGCUGGAUUUACUGCCUAUUCAAACUCAGUUUCACCAUCUUAAGUUGUUAAAAUGUUGUAUAAUCUGUUUAUCAAAUUUGAUCUUUCGUGCACAAAGCACAAUGUGUUUAAGCUGUACACUAUAGGUGACUGUUAUAUGGUAUUAGGUUUUAAGGACACCCAAUGUAGGAAUGUAAUAAAUGAGGCUUAUAACACUUUAGAAAUGGCUUUUAGCAUGGUAAAAAUCAUCCAAAAGGUGAAGAAAGAGAUUAAUUUUGAUGGACUCAAUAUGAGAAUAGGUCUUCACAUCGGAGACAUUAUUGGAGGAGUAAUUGGAACAGAUAUUGUUAGAUAUGAUGUUUAUGGUAAAUCUGUAGUUAUAGCCAAUAAAAUGGAAAGCAACAGUACAACUGGUAGAAUAAGAAUCAGUGAAGACUACAAAAAGAUCCUUGAAGAAAAUUUUUCUAGUCUAUACGAAUUUGAAGAUGAGUUAACUGUUGAUUGUCCAUCAAUAUCAGAAAUAGUUCAAAGUUGGUUGGUUUACAAAAAGGAUGAAGCUUGA
This is a messenger RNA of Tetrahymena thermophila SB210, 10308 nucleotides long. Its product is annotated as adenylate and guanylate cyclase domain protein. The record is from RefSeq and is a predicted model, not a curated record. Gene Ontology annotation, biological process: intracellular signal transduction; adenylate cyclase-activating G protein-coupled receptor signaling pathway; cyclic nucleotide biosynthetic process. NCBI's taxonomy places the organism in Eukaryota, Ciliophora, Oligohymenophorea, Hymenostomatida, Tetrahymenidae. The transcript has 24 exons. Gene Ontology annotation, molecular function: adenylate cyclase activity; nucleotide binding.